This is a messenger RNA of Drosophila albomicans, 613 nucleotides long. RefSeq names its product protein toll-like. Gene Ontology annotation, biological process: innate immune response; toll-like receptor signaling pathway. The record is from RefSeq and is a predicted model, not a curated record. NCBI's taxonomy places the organism in Eukaryota, Metazoa, Arthropoda, Insecta, Diptera, Drosophilidae. Bases 1 to 570 code for a protein of 189 amino acids. The transcript has 2 exons. Gene Ontology annotation, cellular component: membrane. Gene Ontology annotation, molecular function: transmembrane signaling receptor activity.
AUGUUUAUCAUCUUAUAUUUCCUUUAUUUCCGCUGCAAAAUAUUUCUUUUAAUGUGGCUAUAUGAAAAUGGAUAUUGUCUUCGAUGGAUUUCCCGCCCGGAACCUGGAGAAAAUCUUCUUAUGAAACACGAUGCAUUUCUAGCGUUUUGUCAUGUGGAUUUAAAAUAUGCUGAGGAAUUCGUUGAGGCACUGGAGAACGGACCAAAGAAAUAUAAUGUGUGUUAUUACAAUCGUGAUUGGUUGCUAGGUGAAUCGAUUCCCGAAUGUAUAUUGACCUCGAUUGAAGAUUCCAAGAGAACCAUUAUAUUGAUGACGCAAGACUUUAUCAACUCGUCGUGGGGUCGCUUUGAGUUUCGUUCUGCGAUUAAAGCCACUUCGGAAGACAAACACAAGAGACUAAUUGUAAUAUUGUAUCCAGAUGUAAAUGUUGAUGCACUAGACUCUGAAUUUAGGUCUUACUUAAAGUACAACACUUAUUUGAAUCGAGAUGAUCCGCAUUUUUGGAGGAAGCUAAAGUUUGCUAUGCCUUAUAAUCAUAUCAGGAAUGAAUUGACAGAUUCAGAGACUUGAUAAGAGCAUAUUCCUAAAUCAGAAUCAUAAAUAAAUGUGUGUG